Molecule: messenger RNA, 1136 nt
Organism: Amblyraja radiata (thorny skate)
Lineage: Eukaryota; Metazoa; Chordata; Chondrichthyes; Rajiformes; Rajidae
Product: NACHT, LRR and PYD domains-containing protein 3-like
Exons: 5
Coding region: 11-1102 (363 amino acids)
Cellular component (GO): cytoplasm
Molecular function (GO): protein binding
Source: RefSeq, a predicted model, not a curated record
UGGGUUCCUGAUGGAACUUUUGGAGAGAGAGGAUUCAGCCCGGAGCUUGGUGUACACCUUCCCGCACCUCACCGUCCAAGAGUUUGUAGCCGCACUCGCACAAUUCCUGACUCCAGAUCGCGGGGAUAUCAAGACACUCCUCAUUGAAGCCCAUGGCAUGACAGACGGGCGAUUUGAAGUAUUUCUCCGUUUUGUCGCUGGUCUCUCCUCCCCACGCGCAGCUUGGAUCCUGGAGGAGUUUCUGGGUCAAUUCCCUCAUCAAAAAAUCUGUCGAGUGAUUGACUGGGUGAAGGAGGAGGUUAAACGCCGGGCUGGAAACACAGAGAGUAAAGCUGGUAAACGGAGCCUCCUGAAUACGCUGCACUACCUGUUUGAGUCUCAGAACCCUGUACUGGCUCAGCAGACACUGGGAUCUGUGGAAUCACUUUCAUUCCGUGGACUGGGACUGACCCCGAUUGACUGUGCGGUCCUGUCUCAUGCCAUCAGGCUCUGUGAUACAAUCAAGCACCUCAAUCUAUGGGGUUGCCACAUUCAGUGUGAAGGUCUCCAGCGGCUGGGACCGGCUCUGCACAAGUGUCAGCACUUGAGACUGGGAGACAACGACCUGGGAGAUUCCGGAGUGAAACUGGUGUCUGCGGCUCUGAGGAAGCUGGACUGUAAAAUACAGACACUGGGGCUGGACAGUGUCGGUCUCACAGAUUCUGGAGCCAUGGAUCUCGCCUCCGCUCUCAGUACAAACCCCUCACUGACGGAGCUGUACCUUAGUGAGAAUAAACUGGGAGAUUCUGGAGUGAAACUGAUGUCUGCGGCUCUGAGGAACCCGGACUGUAAAAUACAGAUACUGGGGCUGGACAGUGUCGGUCUCACAGAUUCUGGAGCCGAGGAUCUCGUCUCUGCUCUCAGUACAAACACCUCACUGAUGGAGCUGAACCUGACACACAACUCCCUCACAGACCGAUCUGUCCCCAAUCUCCGCCGCCUCAUACUGAACCACCCGAGACUGAAGUGGAUCAAGCUGGGGGAGAAUCAGUUCAGUGAAGAUGGACGGAACCAGCUGAAGAGUCUGCGGGGAAUCAGACCCGGACUGAGUGUGUAUGUGUGAACAUCUCCGGUGUAAACGUCACCGCCCUGGGGAC